Messenger RNA from Sphaeramia orbicularis (orbiculate cardinalfish), 4050 nucleotides. It is a transcript of the gene fez2b, whose product is annotated as fasciculation and elongation protein zeta 2b. Gene Ontology annotation, cellular component: cytoplasm; axon. The coding region runs from base 78 to 1265 and encodes 395 amino acids. Lineage: Eukaryota; Metazoa; Chordata; Actinopteri; Kurtiformes; Apogonidae. The record is from RefSeq and is a predicted model, not a curated record. The transcript has 11 exons.
AGUCCAGUGUCUCAAAGCCAACAACAGUGCACAGUCGAGGCGUUUCACAGGCUGCCAAAGUUGCUCCUACGGCGGUCAUGGCGGCGCCGUUAGCCCACUUCGAUGAGGACUGGCAGGAUUUUAACGAAUUUAAGCCGUCCCUCGAGUCGGCGGAGCAGCUGGACCAGCUUAACUCCAAUGUGGGCGAUCCGGCGUCGGGCCUAGACGAUUUCUCCGACCUGGACAACAGUUUCUCUGGGGAGAUCUGCAGCUUCAAAUCGAUGGAGGACCUUGUCCAUGACUUCGACGAGAAGCUGACAGUGUGUUUCCGAAACUACAACACAACGACGGAAAACAUUGCCCCCAUUAAACCCAUAACAGAGGACAAUUACUUGAAAGACGACGAGGUAUGGAACGCACUGACAGACAACUAUGGCAACGUGAUGCCGGUGGACUGGAAGACAUCACACACUCGCUCCCUUCACCUGCCCACCCUCAACCUCAUUGAGCUUGAGAAGCUGGAUAACCAGUCUCUGGAUCUGUCUGAUGACGAGGAGCUGAGGGAGCAGAUGGAUAUGCACUCAAUCAUUGUCUCCUGCAUUAACGACGAGCCACUCUUCACAGCUGAACAGGUGAUCGAGGAGAUUGAAGAGAUGAUGCAGGAGUCUCCAGACCCUGAGGAUGACGAAAGCCCCUCCCACUCAGAUCUGUCCAUGCUCUCUCAAGACCUUCAUGGUCUGAAACGCUCAGGCUCUAACACCAGCUACGAGGACCGGCUGCGACAGCUGUCUGUGUCUGAGCUGACUGAGACUCUGGAGGAAGUGGAAACAGCCAUCCGUCGCUACAGCGAGGAACUGAUCCAAGCCUUGGCUCUGAGAGAUGAACUAGACUACGAAAAGGAGGUGAAGAACAGCUUCAUCUCGUUGCUGAUCGACGUUCAGAACAGACAGAAGGAGCACCGGGAGCUGCUGCGCAAGAAGAAGAAAAUCCGAAGUGCAGCUACGACGGGGCCCAAUGGCCAGAGGAUAGUCAGCACACACAUACCAGGCACGCUCCUCACUCUGGAGGGACUCUCCAAUGUCAUUCAAAAUGGCAUCCGUCAAACUUUUGGCACCACAGGAGGGGACAAGCAGUACCUGACCACAGUAAUCCCUUAUGAGAAGAAAGCUGGCUCUCCAUCUGUUGAAGACCUGCAGAUCCUCACAAAGAUCCUCCACGCCAUGAGGGACGACAGUGAGAAAGUACCUGCCCUGCUCACAGACUACAUCCUCAAAGCUCUGGUAUGAGAGCAGUGGAGACGGAGUUCUUUGUCCAACAUAAAGCCAAAGGCGCGGCGUCCUCCUUCCAGAACUUCAUCGGAACAUCAGAACAGUUAUGGUCUUCUGGAAUCAGUCAAAUUCUCUUCCCUAUUUUUCAAAACAGACUUUUUCCCCUUGUGGCAUUUUUUUUUUUUUUUUAACUCUGCCACAUUGUUGUUGUUCCUGAGAUCUGACUUUUAGAUACAACUCCUCAGUCUGUAAAUUUGUUUUUAUUUAAUCUUUUAACUUUUUAAUGCCUGAUUGCUACCACCCUGUAUAUCCGGACUGCAUGAUGACUUAUCUAUGGAUGCCAGUAAUCAGUAUUAGUCCUUCCUGAUUAGCAAGGUGAAAAGUCCAGGAACAUUCAGGGUUUUUUUUUUCCACCAGCAGGUCUAUGUGAUGGAAAUGCAGUCCAGUCCUUCUGUUUUGUAAAUCGAAUGCAUUUGCAUCUCUGUAUUUCACACGUGACAAUGAAAACAAGCCCUGGCUGGAUCUCUGAAUACACCAGGCCCGUCUUAGUGCUGAACAUAAGCCCUGUUUGUCUUCACACAGACAAACAGGGUUUAUGCUUUUAUGAUGUUUUUUAAAGCGAUGGCGUACAAUGUCUCGGGGUUGAAACUCAGCUCGCUAAUGAUCAAAGAGCAAACCCUUUAAUUUACCAAACAUCCAGAAUUGAAGGUUUUCGCCUGUUUCUUGCAUGUUGGUUUUGGGAAUGUGCUCAGUUUCAGCUUAUAGUGGAAUGUUUUAGAUGAAAUAUUUUGUAUACAAUUCAGUGAAAUUGCACAAUUUUUUUUCGAGAAGGGGGGAAAAAGUAAAACGACAUAGAAGGUAAUAGCUGGAUGAACAAACACAAAGGAUAUUUUUGGAUACAGAGUUGUUUUUAGUGACAUAAGGGACUUUCCAGUAGCCUCAUGUGUAAAUGCUGUCAAGUUGUCUCUGAGCCCUCCAGUAGUGACCCCCCCCCCAACACGACCACCACCACCACUCCUACAACACGCUCACUUCACAUGAGUCUGCAGAUACCUCAUGGAUGAUAUUUUGCAUUAGUAGACGAUGACCCGCAUGGUCAUAUCAUAGGUAAAUUAGUGUAUUUAGUACGAUAUUAAAAUCCUAGGUUUGAUGUUAUUGUAGUUAAGCUUCUGUCAUAAGUUGUGGGUCUUUCUAUCUGUCAGGCCCUUUUAACUGUUAAGUACAUUGUCUGGAUUUUGUGGUAGCACUUUAGUCCGUAACCUGCUCAUGUCAUAGUGGAAUUCGUGAUGGUCGUACACCUCACUAGAUAAAUGUUAGACGAUGUUUAGAAGCUGGUUGUGCAGAAAACAGCGUCUGAUGUCAGUCGUUUUCACGCUUCCCGCUUACGUCACUAAACACCACGAGCACGUUAACACAUGAAACAUUCGAGGUCACCCUUAAAAGACGUACAAUCUAGGAGCGCAUGUUUGCUCGGUACAGUAACUUUUCAGAUCACCAGCUGCUACAGGUGCACCACACACUGCCAGAUCAGGUCUAGUCUAGUUCUCAGGUACCAUCAUCAGUGUUACUAGUUGAAACUCUCGUUGUUAAUGGUACUGACAUUCCUGAAUCUGUCUCCGAUCGUGUUUUUUCUGUGACGUCACACUCUGGUUAAAUAAUUUCCAGAGUAUCCGAACUCUUUACAGCCUCUCGACUAAAUCAGGGUAGCAUUACAGAGGUUGAUUUUUUAAUACUUAGCUGAAAAGAAGUCUAGACUUUGCUUGGUAGUAGCUAUAGAUAGAAAUGCAAUGGCACUGGUUCAGUAGCAUCUGGUCGGUGUAGCAGCGUAGCGAUAAUAGCGCAGACACUUACAGCUUUCAAAAACUAAUUUAUAAGGCUAGAUGUUAAAAAUGUUGAUGAGACUGACUUGGAAAAAAGUACACGCAUGGCCAGAAGAAAAGGGUUUAAGAUGAAGAAAAGGGAUGUGAUACAAAUUACAGCUGCUGGAGAAAAUUGCACAAACAGUUGCUAAAAUUUGAGGGGUCCAUUUAUUCUUUUGAAACAAGAAAAAUGUCAUAGUGCUGUAUUUAUUUUUACGUAACGGCCAUUGUUUCUACUGUUGCCAGCUUUGAGAGCUUUCACAAACGAGCAUGUGCUGCAUGCACUUUACCGCUGCGUACACGUUUAUUAAUGUGAUGGAUUUGUUUUUUAAUGAACAUGUUAAUGAGACACUAAAAGGGACAAAUGCACGUUGCAAUGAAAUCAGAAAAUCAGUUAUUUUAUUAAAAAUGCUUUAAGGCAAACUUAAACACAGUGACAUGAUAGCAUUUAAGCUUCUGAUCAUCUGGUAUCAAAAGCUAAACUGAAAAAGGUUGUUUCCAUCAAAUAAAUUUAUUACAGCAUAGGUGAUUUUUUUUUUUUUUUUGUACUUUAUUUUUUAUUUUGUGGUGAAAAGGCAGUCAGCAUGUAGAUGACUGAAGGGUCUCGUCUCAGGCCAGAAAACCUCAUCUGGUCUUUUUUAGCAAACAUAUCAGUGUAACUACAAUUUAGAGAUUUAUAUUUCUAUCAAAGCAAGCAAGAUUAAAAAGAGGCUGCCUUUGUAAAUGCCUGAAAAUUUUGUACAUUAAACCAACACCUUUUUGUUUUUAAUACAGUGUAAUUCCCUGGUUUAGGGGUUUUUAUGUUUACUGUCUCAUGUGGUACUGCAGUAUAUUAAUUUAUUAUGUAAAUGUCUGUUUUAUAACCAUAUUAUUGACUGUAAUGGUACAAGUGUUUGUGCCCACAAUGCAUCGCAACUCAUUUCAAAUAAAUUAAUAUGUGAAAA